Oryza brachyantha (malo sina) is the source of this 557-nucleotide messenger RNA. Its product is annotated as cysteine-rich and transmembrane domain-containing protein WIH1-like. The transcript is spliced from 3 exons. The coding region runs from base 249 to 515 and encodes 88 amino acids. Gene Ontology annotation, cellular component: plasma membrane. NCBI's taxonomy places the organism in Eukaryota, Viridiplantae, Streptophyta, Magnoliopsida, Poales, Poaceae. The record is from RefSeq and is a predicted model, not a curated record.
AACCGCAGGUUCGCAGCCAGCCGAGCCACGCGUUCGUCCGGCCACCGGCCGGCCGUUCGCCGCCGUCGCUUCGCUAGCUACUUAAUUCGAUCAGCUUCAAAAACGAAGCCGCGCCUUUGUCUUCUUCCACCGCUAGACUGCUCCGCGCGCGUGUUCCUGGCUAUAUAUAUGCCGUUGCCGGCCACCUCGGAUCGCUCUCCAUCUCGCCCAAGCGCACGCGUUCGUUUCCGCCGUCUCGCUGAUUGACCAUGAGUUACUACAGCCAGCAGCCGGCUCCGGUGACCGCAUACCCGCCGCCGCCGCCGCAGGAGGGGUACGUGGUGACGGCGCCGCCGGCGGGGCAGGCGUACAUGGCGGCGCAGGGCAACUACGCGCCGCCGGGGUACCCGGGAAACUUCGAUGUGGGAUCGAACCCUUCGCGGACUGUGCAGACCCAGAGCCGCGGUGAUAAGGCCUUCUUGGAAGGAUGCUGUGCUGCCCUUUGCUGCUGCUGCCUCAUCGACAUGUGCUUCUAGCCUUCUAACUUUCUAAGGCUACAGAGAGUAAAAGUACAUGAA